Molecule: messenger RNA, 933 nt
Organism: Anopheles maculipalpis
Lineage: Eukaryota; Metazoa; Arthropoda; Insecta; Diptera; Culicidae
Product: glyoxylate reductase/hydroxypyruvate reductase-like
Exons: 3
Coding region: 1-933 (310 amino acids)
Cellular component (GO): cytosol
Molecular function (GO): NAD binding; hydroxypyruvate reductase (NADH) activity; hydroxypyruvate reductase [NAD(P)H] activity
Source: RefSeq, a predicted model, not a curated record
AUGCAACGUCCACGAGUGUUGGUAACGCAUCAUCAGGUGCAACCGGUAGCAUUGGAAUUACUGCGCCUGGACUGUGACGUGGUCGUACCAACAGAGGACUUUCCAACCCGUGCUCAGAUACUCAAACUCUGUCCGGGCGUUGAUGGACUGCUGUGGACCAACUACAAGAUGAAGCUCGAUCGCGAAGUGUUGGAUGCAUGCGGACCACAGAUAAGGGCCAUUUCUUUAACGAUGAACGGUGUCGAUUGUGUGGAUACUGAAGAGCUGAAGCGAAGAAACAUUCCGCUAGGACACACACCGCACAUACCGAAUGAAGCAGUUGCGGAUUUGGCGAUCGGUCUUAUGAUUAUCACAAACGAAGGGUUAUUUCAAUCUGGCAACAUUAUACGCAUCGCUCGUCGAUCCAUCCAAGGCAGCACGGUGGGUAUUGUUGGAUUCGGUGGUAUUGGACAAGUUAUUGCGAAACGUUUACAAGGGUUCGAUAUCGGCGCAAUCUUAUACUGUGGUCGCAAUCCAAAAAAGAGUGCAGAAACCUUAAACGCACAACAUGUAUCGUUCGAUGAAAUUCUCGCACAAUCGGAUAUCGUUUUUAUCAGCUGUCCCUUAAAUAACGAGACGUGCCGUUUGUUUGAUCGGAGAGCAUUUUCAGCGAUGAAAUCGACCGCCAUUUUAAUCAACAUUGCACGGGGCGCGAUAGUAGAUGAGACCGCAUUGAUCGAAGCAUUAAAAGGUAGUCAAAUACGUGCAGCUGGACUGGACACGGUAACUACGGAACCAUUUCUCGCCGAUAGUGAACUUUUCCAGUUACCCAAUUGUGUAAUUGUACCACAUUUAGGAACGGCCACCGAAACAACGCGGGACAAAAUGGCGGUACGUGCAGUGGAAAACUUAAUGCACGGAUUACGGAAUGAAACUAUGCCAUCACAGUUUUGA